UAAUUAAAACGUUCAGUGGAAUUAGCCUAAUUGUCUUGACUCAGUAAGGUGUAUGCUGUUCAAGAAAAAUCCUGUAACUAUAUACUAGGUAGGCAGUGAAUUACGCUGAAAUACGCAAUGAGUCAAUAAGAGGGUGCUGUAUCCAACAAAAUCCGAGAACACUGAGAAGUUCAUUCAGACCAUCCUGAGGCACCUAUAUGGGCUCAUACUAUCAAGAUCUUUCUAUUACAGAGCAGUGACAACACUGAUAAUUACCCUUCAGAAGAACAUGUUGAUGCUGAAUAAGUUUCCUGCAUGGCUCUCUGCAUUCACUCUGCUUUUGCUGACUCAAGAGCCUGUCUCUACAUCAGAGGUCACGGCCUGCGGAGUGGCAGUGGAUCCACCUGCUAAUAUUGAGAUAAUAGACCCUGGUUUCCUUGGUUACCUCAGUAUCCACUGGACUCGGCCAGCCAGCCUUCAGAACCUUACAGGCUGCACAGUACGAUACCAACUCAGAUACUAUGACACCUACGAGGAACGAUGGAGGAGUGUCCGAACUGUCAAGCUGACUUAUGCUGCUCAGUUUGACCUUGAGAAAGCAGUCAAGGUGAGAAUACUCACUGUGCUGAAGUGUGCCUGCACCAAUGGGACAGAGGUCCAAGGGGAGGAAACAGAGUGGGUCUACACGCAUGAACCUACAGGUGUGGCAGGAUCAAGAGUAAGAGAUUUUCACUGUGUCUACUAUGGUAAGGAGUACAUGGAAUGCACCUGGGAGUCAGGACCUGUCCAGCCUCCGAAUUCACAGCACUACCUCUAUUACUGGCACAGGGAAAUGGAUGAAACAAAGGAAUGUCCAGAAUACAUCGUAUUUCCUGAGGGUCGAAGGGGAUGCAGGUUUCCUCGAGAAUCACUCUUGGAGUUCUCCAAGUUUAAUUUAUGUGUAAAUGGAUCCUCUCCAGCAGGAAGUCUGAGAAUGGCCUACUUUUCUAUUGAGGUCCAAAACCAUGUGAAACCAGCAGUGGUCUCCUCUGUGCAUGUCUCAGAGACUGAUGGAGGUUUGAAGUUAGAUUGGUCCCCACCUAGUGGUCAGGUGCCAGAACACUGCUUGGAAUAUGAGGUGGAAAGCAGCACUGCGAUGGAAAAUGGUGAAGAAAAGCAGGAAAGGAUGGUUUUUCAGAAUUUAGUGGACACAUCUUAUGGCCUUCUGAGAGGGGUAGAAAGUCAGACAACUUGCUUUCGAAUCAGAUCAAAGGUGAACAUGUACUGCGCUGAUGGAGGAAUUUGGAGUGACUGGAGUCAAAGAAAGUGUACAGAUAAGGAAACUCAAUACAUCCCGGCAUGGAAAUAUCUCAGUCUGGUGGGUCUGGUGGUCAUUGGCAUUGGCAUCCUCUGUCUUGUAUUAUGGAUAUUACAGAAGAUUUGCAUAAAAAAAAUCAACAAAAAGGAUGCCCUCUAUACUUUAUACAAGGAGAAGGUCAACAAGACCAUGCCCACUAUCCUCAGCCCUAUUUUCAAGUGAUGCUCCCUAUGACCUGCUAUGCUGAACUACUGUUUUAGCAGUCCUAAACUGCAGUAAAAGCACAUUACUCAGAGAAACAAACCUGAGAACACCCAUAGUGCAUUUAAAGCGAUAGCUGAUAGAACCAGUAAUCUUGUGAAACAGAUAUGUGGAGUCCUAAAUGAACCACGGCACUGACCUGAAUGUAUAAACUACUUUGUUUACCAAGCCACUGUACUACUAUGUGAUGUGUUUACACACAUAUCAUGUGUGUCACUUAAAGUUACUCAUAUAUUUUUUUUUUCAAAUGCUAAUGAUUUUUCAAAUGCCGAAGAUCUUGCCGAUUUAAUCAAUGAUUUUUCAAAUGCCAGUGAUCUUGUCAGAUUUUUUUUUUCUAUCAGCUUUUUUGCUGUUUCACUUGGAUGUAUGACUUUCAGUAUUUGAGUUUAUUCUACUGCCGAUUGCAUAAUGAAGAAAUCAGGAGUAAAGAGCAUUCAUACACUUCGCAAACUUUUAAAUACAUUAUUAAAAUAAAAUUUUCUUGAAUUUA
Messenger RNA from Cyprinus carpio (common carp), 2027 nucleotides. Its product is annotated as interleukin-13 receptor subunit alpha-2-like. Gene Ontology annotation, biological process: cytokine-mediated signaling pathway. The record is from RefSeq and is a predicted model, not a curated record. Gene Ontology annotation, molecular function: cytokine receptor activity; protein binding. Gene Ontology annotation, cellular component: external side of plasma membrane. NCBI's taxonomy places the organism in Eukaryota, Metazoa, Chordata, Actinopteri, Cypriniformes, Cyprinidae.